Xyrauchen texanus (razorback sucker) is the source of this 1104-nucleotide messenger RNA. RefSeq names its product ERC protein 2 (gene erc2). The transcript is spliced from 9 exons. Gene Ontology annotation, molecular function: structural constituent of presynaptic active zone. Gene Ontology annotation, biological process: regulation of synaptic plasticity; maintenance of presynaptic active zone structure; neuromuscular synaptic transmission. Bases 1 to 1104 code for a protein of 367 amino acids. Gene Ontology annotation, cellular component: cytoskeleton of presynaptic active zone. NCBI's taxonomy places the organism in Eukaryota, Metazoa, Chordata, Actinopteri, Cypriniformes, Catostomidae. The record is from RefSeq and is a predicted model, not a curated record.
AUGUCGAGUCGACAUGCGUGUUUCUAUCACGUUCCUCCUCAGGAGCUGCACCUGAGGAACCAGAUAACAGAUGCUACCCAGACUAAAGUAUUGCACACAGUCAUCAACAUGAAGGACACUAAGUUCGUCUCUCUGGAGCGUAAUAUUAGAGAUUUGGAGGAUGAGAUUCAGACUCUAAAGACUAAUGGGCUUUUACAAACUGACGGCCAUGGAGAAGAGUUCAAGAACCACUCAAAGUUCAUGAAGAACAAGAUUGAUGUACUUAAACAGGAAGUAGUAAAGAAAGAGUCUGAAUCAAUGGCACUGCAGGCCAAACUUGACACACUGACCAAUCAGAAUUCAGACUGCAAGCAGCACAUCAACAUCCUGAAGGAAUCACUCACAGCUAAAGAACACAGAGCCAAUAUACUUCAGACUGAGGUGGAUGCUCUAUGUGUGCGUCUGGAGGAGAGAGAGUUAUUCCUCAACAAGAAUAUUAAACAGAUUCAGGAUCUGAUAGAGGAGAAGAGAACUCUGAAUGGUGAGGUAUGUGACCUGAAGGACAUGCUGGAAGUCAAAGAAAAGAAGAUCAACGUCCUGCAGAAAAAGGUUGAAAACCUUCAGGAGCAGUUAAAGGACAUGGACAAACAACUGGAAGGUCUAGAUAACAAAAUGACAUCUCUGCAAGCUGACUCAAGCAAUACGGACACAGCUCUCAUCACACUGGAAGAGGCUUUGUCUGAGAAGAUUGAAGAGGUGGAGGUGUAUAAGAAUGAAAAUAAGAAGCUAAAAAUCAAGCUUGCCUCCCUACAGACACGUAUCUCAGACAAAGAGGUGCAUGAAGAUGAAGACACUCGUCUGAACGCUGAGCUCUCAGAGCAGGCUCACCAGACAGAAGCUGACCUUCAUAAAGAGGAAUCAGAGAAGUCUAAGAUUGAGCUACAGAGGCUUCUGGGUCUUCUGCAGAACAUGCAGUCUGAGCGUCUGGACCAGGACAAGAGAAUCCUUGAGCUGGAGAGAAACGUCAAGGAGCAGAACCAGAAGCAGUCUGUGAAUCCUGGCCAGCUUGGAGAAAUGAGUCCAAAUGUUCCCAGACAGUGGCACUUCCAGUUUCAGAGUUCAUAA